GGCCUGGCCUUGGGGCUUUUUCGGUUAACCACAAAUCUUCAGCUGUAAGUUUUGGUCUUUUUUUCUUCUGAAUAGUCCAGAUUUGUAAAUGGAGCCUGGCUGAUGCCAUAAUCUUUAACUUCUAGAGUUCAUUUAUUUAUUGGUUUUGGUCCCGGGGAUCGAACAGCAGGCACGGUACCACUGAGCAAAUCCCCGGCUCUAGAGCUAAUCUUUAACGUGCCCCCAGGUCAGUCACCCUUGCCCAGGUGAAGAGGUUUCUGAUGCUGGGAAAGAGGUGCCCAGAUAAGCUGCUUCUCUGUCCAUCCCACGAAGACCGGGCAGACCAGGCAGGCAGCUCGCAGAGUCGGCUGCACAGCCGCAGGGUGCUUCACAUCACCAGAAUGGAGCGCAGUCCUGGCCUUUUUAAAAACAAAGUUAGCUUUAAAGUCAUUAUUGUCGCUGUAAGUUUUCUUAUUUAUCUUUUGAUGUAUUCUUAGAAUGUAGACCUUUAAAUUGGAGAGUUUGGAGAAUACCUUUUCAGGUCAGCAGUGCUGUGGCAGCUUUAUUGUGUCUCAGCUUUCCUGUUUAAUGUUUGUGAGGAGCGCUGGGACGUGUGAUCUGAGCUGGAAUCCUGGUGGAAGAGCGUGGCUGUCCAGAGUCCGCCUGCUGCAGGCUGUCGGCCUGGUGCAGCUCGUGGGCUUUGCUGUCUUGGGCCGUAGGCUCAUGUGUGCCUACGGCGUCUCCCGGAGCUGGGUGCAAGGUGGCUCUCCGUCAUCCCCGCCCUGUGGGUUCAUCUGCCCUGCACUGCUCCAGCCCCGCCCAGCGCGUACAAGGAGACUGCAGAGAGGAUCAUGUGGGACUGACUUUAAGGAAGAUGUCGAGGCCCCGAGGGAAGAGUUUCCACACCCAAGCUUGUUUCACAGUCUUGCUUAGAAUAGCGGAGAGUAAAAGUGGGCUGAGCCGUGUUGACCAGUGAAGUUGAUCAUAGAGCACCAUGCAGUCCCCUGGCUCACGUGGGCGAGGGGCGUUACCCCAGCUGCACACGUGAUUUCAUCAGUGUCCCUCCCACACCUCAGAGCAAGUGCCUGGGCAGGUAUGGGAAGUAUUAGAUCGUUUUGCCAUGAGAGACCCGGAACCCAGAGUAACAGUGGCCCACACAGCUUGCGGGUGGUUUCUCGCACAGUUGGGGCCCACGGGGUGCUCCCUGUUACCAAGGAUGGGUUCCUUAUCCAACCUUCAUGGUCAAGAUGGCUGCUCCAGCUCAAGCCAUCAUGUCGGCAGUCCUGCCUGUGGGAGGGAAAGAGGUAUACCUGAGUCAUAAAGGGACACAUCCAGCAGUUGCGUGUGACACUGUCCAGAGCUUGGUUCCACGCCCACAUGCAAUUGUAAUGCAAGUUGGGAAUGCAGCCUGAAUCCCAGGCAGCCUGGCUGGCUGGAGUGAGGGUCCUGCUGCUGCUCAGCUGUGAGGACGGUGGCAGUUCAGCACAGUGGGCUGUGGUGUACCGCCCUGGCUGCUGCUCCGGGUCUGUCCUGCUUCUGCAGAUGCCUCGGCCCGAGUGUGCCUUGGGUCUGAUCCCGGUGCUUCUGCACGCACACUGUUGGCAGAGCGGGCGCCUUCCAGGUGCACAGGUGGGGCCCCCUCUGAUGGGUCAGGGGGCCCAGAGUCCUGUGGCUGGUCCCAGAGGGCGGGGUUCAAGACUUUUCUUACUGUAGUCAGAAUCCCUGUGAUCUCAGCACUCUGGGAGGCUGAGGCAGGAAGACCUCAAGUUCAAGCCCAGCCUGGGCAGUUUGGCAGCUUAGUGAGACCCCGUCCCAAAGUAAUAAAUGAAAGGGUUGGGAAUGUGGCUCAGGGCGAGGGCCUUGCUUGGGUUCCAUCCCAGGACCGCAGAGCGGGAAGGGAAGGGGAGGGGAGAUUCCCAGCAUCUUCGGGGCUCAGGCAGGUUCAGAGCUGGUCGCGCGCUUGGAGGGUGGUGGAUGGGUGGCAGGGAGCCCCAACUCUGCAGUCCAGGGAGGUGGGCGUCCAGUGGGCAGGGCCCAGUGAGGCGCAGGUGCCAGCUGCAGCGCCAGGUGCAGCGCGGGUCACUAAUGCACACGACGCCCCCACCUCGCUGUUCCCCUGGAGACCUGUGCAGCGCGUUUCAGGUCGAAAGGCCAAGGACAUCAUCGCUGCCUCCCGGGAGGCCCUGGCACGGAUGCUGGGCGGGAAGCCGCAGGACAUCGUCUUCACCUCUGGGGGCACCGAGUCCAAUAAUCUAGUGAUCCACUCGGUGGUGAAACACUUCCAGGACACCCAGGCUCCUAAGGGGGACGUCGGGGAGCAGCAGAGCCCCAGGGAGGGGGCCAGGCCCCACAUCAUCACCUGCACCGUGGAGCACGACUCCAUCCGUCUACCUCUCGAGCACCUAGUGGAGGAGCAGGUAGCCGAGGUCACCUUCGUCCCCGUGUCCAAGGUGAGCGGGCAGGCAGAGGUGGAGGACAUCAUGGCCGCCGUCCGCCCGGCCACCUGCCUUGUGACCGUCAUGCUGGCCAACAACGAGACCGGCGUCGUCAUGCCCAUCUCUGAAAUCAGCCAGCGCGUGAAAGCCCUGAACCAGAAGCGGGCAGCUUCCGGUCUACCCCGAGUUCUCCUGCAUACAGAUGCUGCGCAGGUGGUGGGGAAAAGGCGCUUGGACGUGGAGGAGCUGGGCGUGGACUUCCUGACAAUCGUGGGCCACAAGUUCUACGGCCCCAGGAUCGGUGCACUAUACAUACGAGGCCUCGGCAAGCUGACGCCCCUGUACCCUAUGCUGUUUGGAGGUGGACAGGAACGGAACUUCAGGCCAGGGACAGAAAACACCCCGAUGAUCGCCGGCCUUGGGAAGGUAAGCCUGGCAACCCCCCAACCCCAGCGCUGGUGGACCAGGCUGCGGGAGAGCAUGUUCAGGACCCCAGAACGGGCUGACAAGGGGAGCCCUGAUUGCCUUCAUGGCCUGGAGACCCGACUGGAGAUCAGUCAGGCCGCCGAGCUGGUGACCGAGAACUGUGAGGCGUACGAGGCUCACAUGCGGGAUGUCCGCGAUUACCUGGAGGACAGGCUGGAGGCCGAGUUUGGCAGGAAGAGAAUCCACCUGAACAGCCGCUUCCCGGGGGCUGAGCGCCUUCCCAACACCUGCAACGUUUCCAUCCGGGGACCUCAGCUCCAAGGCUACCAGGUGCUUGCGCAGUGCCGGAUGCUGCUGGCCAGCGUGGGGGCUGCGUGCCACUCGGACCACGGGGACCAGCCCUCCCCCGUGCUGCUCAGCUGUGGCGUCCCCUUCGAUGUGGCCAGGAACGCGCUCCGGCUCAGCGUGGGCCGCAGCACCACCAGGGCUGACGUGGAUCUCGCCGUGCAAGACCUGAAGCAGGCUGUGGCCCGGCUGGAGGGGCAGGCCUAGGGUGGCCGCCGACCCUCCUGGGCACCCACAGGAGCCCUGCCCCACGCACCAGGGGCUGUCACUGGCCGUGAGGCGAGCGCCCCCCUCUGUGUCGCGAUCUGCCCGGCACACCUCUGACUUCGGACGUCCUCCUCACCGUGCUGCCAGGGCCGCAUGCCUAUCCCUGUAGGACGGGUGGGCCUGUCCCAAGGGCCCCUUCUGGAAGGUGGCAUUUUGCCCCAAAGAUAAAACCCACAUGCCCAUUCAGUGAGCUACUAUCGUGAAUGUAGGAAAUGGCUGGAGGCCGUGGAGGGCCAAUCCCAGCGACCCGGGGGCUGAGACAGGAGGAUGGUGACUUUGGGGCCAGCCUGGGCUACUUGGCAAAACCCACUGUAUAGCACGGGCUGCAGUGUGACUUGGGGAACACCUGCCGAGCACAUGGACCCAGUGCGGGAAAACACGGGACUUGCUGUGGCUUGGUCUGCACCCCCUGGCAGAGGGGCGCCCAGGGCGCUCGAGCCCCUUCCAAGCUUGGUCCCCAUCAGCCAUGCCAUCCACCGUGCCACACUGACCCGGAGGUGGGAGUCAGAUCAGCCCCAACUCAGUGUCCAUCUUAAUUUUAUUCACAGAAGGUUUAUUUUCAUGAAACGUGCCACUGCACCAGAGGCCGAGCCUCACACAGGAAGGGUUUUCAGGGCACGGCAUUCUGAAUGAAUGGUUUUGAGGAGGAGAGAGCUGCAGUGGUGUCUAGGAAGCAGCUGAGCGAGCUAAUAAAGGGUUUCUAUGCUGGU
Heterocephalus glaber (naked mole-rat) is the source of this 4162-nucleotide messenger RNA. The record is from RefSeq and is a predicted model, not a curated record. NCBI's taxonomy places the organism in Eukaryota, Metazoa, Chordata, Mammalia, Rodentia, Bathyergidae.